AUGUCUUAUCAUUACAAUGAAGCCUUUGAAAAUCCAGACUACCACUUUUCAGAAACACUGGAAAUUGAUAAAAGGAGGAGUUCACAAAAGAAUCUGUUCUCUCACCAAACCCCUUAUGAUUCUUCACUGCAUGGUUCCUACGGAGAACACAGCGGAAGAGGACAGAAUUACCCUCUGGCCAGAGCAAUGGCUUCCAUGAGACCUGGCUCUGAAUACAGCGAAGUUUUACCAAGAGUUAAUGUCCUAAGCAGAAGUCCAUAUGGAAAUACCAUGGAUAAUCUUUCCUUUGAGCCUGAGCCAGAACUGGCAUACAGCCCACUUUCUACCUUCCAUCUGUUGGAUCGCCCCUAUACCCGCAGAAUUUCCGAUAUAUCGGAAGAUAGCUUUAUUCGAAGACACAGCAGAAGACCACCUGAGGAAAUCUGCAUGACUUCUUCCAGCCUGUUUGAAACAGAUCCAGUGUGCAAAGAAGAGGAAAAGUUAAUUGGAAAUCUUGCAAGUAUGUCCACCAGUGAAAGGAUUAAAGCAAUCCAGAAGAUGCCAGAGACCAUGACAAAAAAGAGAGAGAUCAGGAAUAAAGUUCUUAGAGAAAUAACCAAAAAAUCAAGGCACCACAGUACUCAACUUUCCUGCUGUACACAGUGUCUGCAGGGAUCAGUAGUGUCAUUUCGGCAAUUUGGAAAUAGCUUGUCAGAAUAUUUUCUCCUACUGCAGUUAUGGCACAAGACUCUGAAGAUCAUUGGUGCUGAGUUUGGAACAAGUGUUCUUUCUUAUUUUAUUUUCUUGAAGUGGCUGCUAACUUUCAACAUCUUCUCAUUCCUCAUAAACUUCAGUUUCAUCACAAUCCCUCAGUUUUUUGCAGCAGAACCAAAUAACCUUUCGUUCACGGGUCUGGAGCUGUUUACUGGAGCUGGUUAUUUUCAAGAAACAGUACUCUACUAUGGCUUUUACACCAAUGCUACAAUCAGUAAAAUAGAGAAUGGUCCAUCUUACAAUGUGCAGCUGGCCUAUAUUUUCACUGUUGGAAUACAUUUUGUCAUCUGUUUUCUUAUCUUGUUGUUCAGCAUGGCAAAAUCCUUCUGCAGGAACUUCGUUAACCCUCAGGCAUACCCUGGAAAUGCUAGCAAACUUCUCUGCGCUUGGGACUUCAGUAUAACUAAUGAAAAAGCCGUGAAGCUGAAACAAAAGAAUCUCAGCACACAAAUAAAGGAAGACUUCACUGAAGUAAACCGAGAAGUUCUAAAUUUUUCUAUAACAGAGAGAGUUGUUCGUAUUGUUAUUCAUCUUGUUUCUUGGAUUGCUUCCGUGGGAACAGCAGUAGCUGCUUGUGCUGGUGUUUACUUACUCUCUGUUAAUAACCUAAAGCUGUUUGUGAAAGGGAGUAAAAAUGACCUAGAGAGCCAAGCUGCUAUGUUGGUGCUACCUGUUGUCGUAUCUUUCCUCAAUGCAUUCAUCCCAUUCUUCUACUCGUGGCUUGGACACCUGGAGAGAUUUCAGACUCCUGGACAUCAGAUAUACGUCACUAUUGCCAGAAAUACCAUCCUGAAAAUAUCAAUUGUUGGAAUAUUGUGCUACUACUGGCUUAACAUUGUGGCUACAUCAGAGUCACAGUGCUGGGAAACUCUGGUUGGCCAAGAUAUCUAUCGUCUUGUUCUAGUUGACUUCAUAUUUUGUUUGCUUGGCUCGUUCUUUGGAGAGUUUUUACGAAGAAUUGUUGGAACUACAUUCUGUGUGAGCCUGGGGCUGCCGGAAUUUGAUAUCGGACGAAAUAUUUUAGAUUUGAUCUAUGCACAGACUUUGACCUGGAUUGGUAUCCUCUUCUCACCUCUGCUGCCUGGUAUCCAGAUGAUAUCAUUUUUUGUAGUAUUUUAUGUGAAAAAGGUCAGUCUGAUGAUGAAUUGCCAACCCCCUUGCAAAGUCUGGAGAACUGCUCAAAUGACAACAUCAUUUAUGUUCCUGCUGUUUUUCCCUUCCUUCCUUGGAGUCCUAUCUGUCAUUGGAGUCACUGUCUGGAGGUUAAAACCUUCAGAAGAAUGUGGUCCUUUCAGAGGUUUGUCUUCUAUGUAUGCUGCAGUCUCUGAGUGGAUAAAAAUACUGGAAAAUUACACUGCCUCAAAAUGGGUAGUGUGGAUCUACCGUAACUUAAUUACAAGUGAACUUUUCUUCUUCGUUCUUUCCGUUCUUGUCCUGUAA
Molecule: messenger RNA, 2193 nt
Organism: Cariama cristata (Red-legged seriema)
Lineage: Eukaryota; Metazoa; Chordata; Aves; Cariamiformes; Cariamidae
Gene: TMC5
Product: transmembrane channel-like 5
Exons: 17
Coding region: 1-2193 (730 amino acids)
Cellular component (GO): plasma membrane
Molecular function (GO): mechanosensitive monoatomic ion channel activity
Source: RefSeq, a predicted model, not a curated record